CGCACUGCACCGUGGGCAUGUUUUUUUUCGUUCAAUAACUCGUUCCUGCUUCACACUUUCAUUUGAAAGAAAGCUGUUUGUUCUGUCCAGUAGGGCACAGUAAAAUCUGAGUGUCAGCUCAGGUCACGGUGAUGAAGAUCAAUACAUGAGGAUAACCAAACUACAGGCGGAAUAUGGAGCAAACAGCUGCUGCUGAUCAAACAGAAGAGAUCCUGAAAGUUCCCUCCAUUCGGGCGGAGGUUCACCAUCCCACCUACACCGCCCAGAAUGGCAGCAAUGUGGUUGUUACUUCCAUCAACGGUUCGCACAUUACCAAUUUGUGCAUCAAUAUCAACUCAGCCACUCAAGGGUCUGUUAUUCCAUCUGAAGAAGGACCACAAUGUGAUAUUAAACAGCCACAAAUUGAUGAGGUUGCAGAAUGUCAGAGGAAACUGAAGCUCACUCUGAGAAGAAAGUUUGGUCACUUGCUGGAGGGGAUGCGGUCAGAAGCAAACAAAACGCCCCUCAAUCAAAUCUACACCCAGCUCUACAUCACGGAGGGGGGAAGCCAUGAAGUCAACACGGAGCAUGAGGUGAGGCAGAUCGAGUCGACGUCCAGGAGAUGUGCGACGGAGGAGAAAUCGAUCCACUGCAGCCACCUGUUUGACCCUCUGCCUGGACGGGACCGAGCAGUGAGGACUGUGCUCACCAGGGGGGUGGCUGGCAUCGGGAAAACCGUGUCGGCCAAUAAAUUCUGUCUCGACUGGGCAGAGGAGACGGCAAAUACCGACCUGGAAUUCGUAUUUCCGCUCUCUUUCCGAGAGUUGAACCUGAUGAGAAAGAAAGAAUUCAGUCUGGUGGAGCUUCUCCGCGUCUUUUUUCCUGAAACUAAAAGCACAGAAAUCUUUGGUGUUCAAAAGAAAAUGCUUUUCAUCCUGGACGGCCUGGACGAGAGUCGCCUUUCUUUAGACUUCAACAAAAGUGAAAUAAUGUCAGACGUGAAGCAGCCGACCCAGAUCGCCGUGCUGCUGACCAACCUCAUCAGGGGACGGCUGCUUCCUUUCGCCCUCGUCUGGAUCACGUCGCGGCCGGCGGCUUCGAGCCAGAUCCCCGAGGAGCACAUCGAUCUCGUGACCGAGGUCCGAGGGUUCAACAGCCGGCAGAAAGACGAAUACUUCAGGAGGAAGAUCAGCGACGAGCGUCUGGCCACUCGCGUGAUCGGGCAUGUGAAGUCCUGCCGGAGUCUCCACAUCAUGUGCCACAUACCGGUCUUCUGUUGGAUGGCUGCAAGCGUUCUGGUGAAGAAACUGUCGACAGAGGACAGCAAAGACACGCCGAAGACCCUCACUCAGAUGUACAUACACUUCCUGUGCUUGUACGUGGAGAACAUGAAGAGGCGGCUGCCGGGAAGAAGAGAGUCCAAUGCUGAAAACGUGCGGCAGAAUCUCCUGUCGUUGGGUAAACUGGCCUUCAAAGAGCUGGAGAGAGGCCACCUGAUCUUCUACGAGAGAGACCUCGCCAUGAACGGCAUCAACGCAACACAGGCGUCCAUGUUUUCAGGGAUCUACACGCAGGUCUUCAGUGAGGAGGUGGCCCUGUGUGAGGAGAAGAUGUUCUGCUUUGUCCACCUGAGCGUUCAGGAGUUCUUCGCCGCGCUGUACGUCUUCCUCACGUUUCACAACGACAACGUGAACGUCCUCGUCAAGAGGUCGUCCGCCUCGCGGCGUUUCCUGUUCCGAGAAUCGUCGGAGCUCAUCCUGUACAAAGAGGCAGUGGAAAAGGCUCUGAGGUGCGAGAACGGACACUUUGACAUCUUUCUGCGCUUCCUUCUGGGCCUGUCGCUGGAGUCUAAUCAGACUCUGCUGAAGCAUCUAAUGACCAGUAACAGAACGCACCAAAAAACCAGAGGAGAGAUCAUCCGUCACAUAAAGGAGAGGAUCAGGACCAACCCGUCCCCGGACAGAUGCCUCAAUCUCUUCCACUGUCUGAACGAGCUGAACGACCACUCCCUGACGAAGGAGAUCCAGAGCUACCUCAGCUCCGGCAGCCUGAACGAAGCCAGCCUGUCGCCCGCCCAGUGGGCCACUCUGGUCUUUGUGCUGCUGACGUCGGAGGAGGAGCUCAGUGUGUUCGAGCUCGGCAGCUACUCCAGGUCAGAGGAGGGUCUUCUGAGGCUGCUGCCUGUGCUAAAAACAGCUCGAGUGGCAAAACUAAAUGCAUGUAAGCUCACCGCGGCCUGCUGUGCAGCUCUCGCUACUGCCGUCAGCUCACCUCGACUCAGAGAGCUGGACUUGAGUCACAACAACCUGAAAGAUGCAGGGCUGAUGCAGCUUUCCGCUUCACUGAAGACGAGCAAACUGGAGGCGCUCAGAUUGAGGAGCUGCGGCCUGACGGAGCACAGCUCAGUCGCUCUGGCAUCAGUGAUCAGUUCUGCCUCUUGCCAACUGAAGCUGCUGGACCUCGCUGACAAUGAUCUCCAAGACGAGGGCGUAAAGAAGCUCUCCAACGGAGUGGGGAGUCCUCACUGUCAGCUGGAAACACUCAGUUUGUCGCUGUGCAGAGUCUCAGAAGACGGCUGCAUCUUCUUGGCCUCUGCCCUGCUCUCGUCCCGUCUGACCGAGCUCGACCUGAGUUACAACCACCCUGGACCCUCGGGCCUGACGCUGCUGUCGACCCUGCUGGAGGAGCCGCGCUGCCGCCUGCAGACUCUCAGUGUGGAGCAGUGUGGUGAAAGCAGGAUGCAGCCAGGCCCUAAGAAAUAUGCCCAAAAACUCACCCUGGACCCAAACACAGCGCACGAAGACAUCUCGCUGUCUGAAGGAAACAGAAAGGCAAGGCGCUGGACCCCUCAGGCGUACCCCGACCACCCGGAGAGGUUCGAUUUCUGGGUGCAGGUGUUGUGUAAGGAGGGGCUGACGGGGCGCUGCUACUGGGAGGCGGAGUGGAGCGGCCGGGCCUUCGUCGGAGUCGCCUACAGACGGAUGUGCAGGAAGGGAGAGGGCCACGACUGCUGGUUAGGCCGAAACGAGUCCUCCUGGGGUCUCAACUGCAACAAAGACGGCUACAGGGCUUUGCACAACGGCGUCGGCGCUGCCGUGACCGCCACGCCCGUCUCCGGGAAGGUGGGAGUGUUCCUGGACUGGCCGGCGGGGACCCUGUCCUUCUACAGGGUCUCCUGCGGAGCCCUGACCCUGCUGCACACCUUCCACACACACUUCACGGAGCCCGUGUACCCGGGGUUUCACCUGGGCUGGGUGGACACCACGGUCUACCUGUGCUGAGGAGCAUGAUGGGUAUCCGGCGGAGCAGUGGAUCGAACAUAACAUCGACUCUCAGCUUUUUGAAAAGUGUACAGAAAAGCUUUAAAUAGUCUUAAUUCCAAUGUGUGAAAGUUGAUUAUGCUGUAUAUGUAAAAUAAAUGAAUAUG
Messenger RNA from Salarias fasciatus (jewelled blenny), 3406 nucleotides. Its product is annotated as NLR family CARD domain-containing protein 3-like. Gene Ontology annotation, molecular function: protein binding. Lineage: Eukaryota; Metazoa; Chordata; Actinopteri; Blenniiformes; Blenniidae. Bases 174 to 3260 code for a protein of 1028 amino acids. The record is from RefSeq and is a predicted model, not a curated record. The transcript is spliced from 9 exons.